Knipowitschia caucasica is the source of this 327-nucleotide messenger RNA. Lineage: Eukaryota; Metazoa; Chordata; Actinopteri; Gobiiformes; Gobiidae. The record is from the annotation of a GenBank genome assembly.
AUGCACAGACCUUUUAUUUCAUUUAACAGGACUCUGGACUUCACCGACUGGUUUGGACUGGCCUCUGGGUCUAAGCUCAACAGAGCGAAGACCCAAGCCCAAUCUUAUGGACCGUGGACCCCCAACGAGACUGCUGGACUCCCCCUGACCGUGACCCAAGGACAAAAGAUACUGGGAAUCAGGAGAAUGAUUUUAACCCUGGAGCGGGCGAUCUUUUACUUCAUCUGGGGCUUCAAGUGGGAGCGGGUGAGGAGGGAGGUGCUAAAGAAGCCAAAUGAGAAAGGGGGCAAAGGCGUGCCGGACCUCCCUCUGUUCCUUGGAGCCUGA